Molecule: messenger RNA, 1352 nt
Organism: Spea bombifrons (plains spadefoot toad)
Lineage: Eukaryota; Metazoa; Chordata; Amphibia; Anura; Pelobatidae
Gene: REL
Product: REL proto-oncogene, NF-kB subunit
Exons: 12
Coding region: 45-1352 (435 amino acids)
Biological process (GO): innate immune response; inflammatory response; regulation of transcription by RNA polymerase II
Cellular component (GO): cytoplasm
Molecular function (GO): RNA polymerase II cis-regulatory region sequence-specific DNA binding; DNA-binding transcription factor activity, RNA polymerase II-specific
Source: RefSeq, a predicted model, not a curated record
CCACAGGGCGAUCUGUUCGCAGAUUUCUGACGACUGGAUACUCAAUGGCAUUGCAAAAUUUUGGAGCCAUUCAGAGCAUCCUUAUGGGUGGACAUGAGCCUUACAUAGAAAUAUUUGAACAGCCUCGACAGAGAGGAAUGAGAUUUAGAUAUAAAUGUGAAGGGCGAUUAGCUGGCAGCAUCCUCGGUGAGCACAGUACCGAUAAUAACAGGAUAUACCCAUCCAUCCAGAUUAUGAAUUAUGUUGGCAAAGGGAAAGUGAGAGUCACUUUGGUUACCAAAAACGAGCCAUACAGACCACAUCCUCACGAUCUAGUUGGCAAAGACAGCAGGGAUGGAUAUUACGAAGCUGAAUUUGGUCCUGACCGUAAAGUUCUAAGUUUUCAAAAUCUGGGCAUUCAGUGUAUCAGAAGAAAAGAAGUUCGAGAGGCAAUCCAUAACAGGAUUGUGAGCAAAAUCAAUCCAUUUGGUGUGCGAGAAGAACAACUUCUUACCAUUGAGGAUUAUGACCUGAAUGUUGUACGGCUGUGUUUCCAAGUAUUCCUCCCUGACGAACAUGGAAACUAUACAAGAGCUCUGGCACCUGUUGUUUCAAACCCAAUUUAUGAUAAUCGUGCUCCAAAUACAGCUGAGCUGAGGAUCUGCCGUGUAAACAAGAAUUGUGGAAGCGUAAGAGGAGAUGAUGAAAUAUUCCUUCUCUGUGACAAGGUUCAAAAAGAUGACAUAGAAGUCCGCUUUUUCUCAGACAACUGGGAAGCUAAAGGAACAUUUGGACAGGCUGAUGUGCACCGUCAAGUUGCGAUUGUGUUCAAAACGCCUGCAUUUCCUUUCAACAUCACUGAACCAACUACUGUAAAAAUGCAGCUUCGAAGGCCUUCCGACCGAGAAGUCAGUGAACCAAUGGAUUUUCGAUACCUGCCUGAUGAGAAAGACCCAUAUGGCAAUAAAAUUAAAAGGCAAAGAACAUCCUUAGUGCUACAGCAGUUCAAAAAGAAGUAUGAAAUGGAGGAAAACAUCAGAGUUGUGCCACAGCAGAAGUUUGUAGAUGACAAACAAAGUAUAAAACCAGAGCCAUUCGUUAAUCAGUCGGACUGUAUGAACCGUUCUCAAGUUGCGCAACCCUCCCCAAAAGCAUUGUUUUCAUCAAACACCCUCAGCAGCUCUAUAAUGCUAGAUUUCCAGAGGUUUGCUGUUCAACCAAGCACACAACAUCUUUCCAAUUCACUCAGGAAUUUGUCGAACAUGGGGGACAACUGUUAUAAUGUGGCACCUAACACCGUCCCUUGUACCUUCACACAAAAUGAAUUUCAACAGCUUCCAAUGAUUCAUAACCCUGGGUCCCUCUGUAAGUAA